UAAUAAUGCAACACUCAAUUCAAGAAAUCUAAGCUAUGUCUUUAUUAACACUCUAUAGAAUGUUGAUUAAGAAUGUUUAAUAUUAUCCAAGCAAAAACAAAUUCAAAAUUAUGUUGGCUAUCAAGGAAUCGUAAAUAAUUAUUAUUCUAUAUUCAUUUAUUAGAUUCAGAGACCAUAGAAACCUUAAUGAUCCUAAAAAGGUUAUUUAGGAAAUUAAAAUUGCUUAAAUGGGGUUACGAAAUUUAGAAAUGUAUAGAAUCAAAAAUUAAGAAAUGAAAGAUGUUUACAAAGUUAAGGAUGAUGGAUUCUAAGAGUCUAUGAAUCCAAAAGAUAAAAAUUUUAUAUAUUUUUGAGUUAAC
This is a messenger RNA of Paramecium sonneborni, 359 nucleotides long. NCBI's taxonomy places the organism in Eukaryota, Ciliophora, Oligohymenophorea, Peniculida, Parameciidae. The record is from the annotation of a GenBank genome assembly.